Solea solea (common sole) is the source of this 3672-nucleotide messenger RNA. It is a transcript of the gene asap2b, whose product is annotated as ArfGAP with SH3 domain, ankyrin repeat and PH domain 2b. Gene Ontology annotation, cellular component: cytoplasm. The transcript has 27 exons. The record is from RefSeq and is a predicted model, not a curated record. The coding region runs from base 242 to 3325 and encodes 1027 amino acids. Gene Ontology annotation, biological process: positive regulation of GTPase activity. Gene Ontology annotation, molecular function: GTPase activator activity; protein binding. NCBI's taxonomy places the organism in Eukaryota, Metazoa, Chordata, Actinopteri, Pleuronectiformes, Soleidae.
CCGUUUCCUCAGGUGCGGCGGCUGCAGUGGGUGGACACGCGGGACCGUGACGGCUCAGUCACUGUGUUUCACUCCUGCAGUGGAGGAAAAACACACUCUUUUUUUUAUUAAAGCUGGAGCGAUGACGUCAGGAUCGCGGUGACUGAGUGAGUGAGUCCAGGUGUGGCUGUCUGUGAUUCUUACCUGUCCUCCUACCUGCUGCGGGACAGUGAGCGUGCGCGCGCGCGCGCUGGAGCCCAAGAUGCCCACGAUGCCGGAAGUGAUUAGCGUCACGGAGUUCGUAUCGGAGACUAAUGAGGACUACAAAGCUCCGACCACGUCCAGCUUCACCACCCGGAUGUUACAUUGCAGGAACACGGUGUCAGUGCUGGAGGAGGCUCUGGAUGUCGACCGCACGGUUCUGACCAAGAUCAAGAAGUCCGUGAAGGCCAUCAACACAUCUGGUCAGGCUCACGUGGAGAAUGAGGAGCAGUACGUCCAGUCCAUGGAGAAGUUUGGGGACCACUGCGUCCGUAGAGAAGACGCCGAGGUCGGCUCCGCCUUCCUGAAGUUUGCCGUUUUCACCAAAGAGCUGGCGGCGCUUUUCAAAAACCUGCUGCAGAACAUGAACAACAUCAUCAGUUUCCCUCUGGACAGUCUGCUGAAGGGAGACCUGAAGGGAGUCAAAGGGGACCUGAAGAAGCCGUUUGACAAAGCGUGGAAGGAUUACGAGACCAAACUAGUGAAGCUGGAGAAGGAGAAGAGGGAACACGCCAAGCAGCACGGGAUGAUUCGCACAGAGUUCAGCGGCGGAGAAAUCGCAGAGGAGAUGGAGAAGGAGCGACGACUCUUUCAGCUGCAGAUGUGUGAGUACCUGCUCAAAGUGAACGAGAUCAAAGUGAAGAAAGGCGUGGACUUCCUGCAGAACCUGGUCAAGUAUUACCACGCUCAGUGCAAUUUCUUCCAGGACGGACUGAAAGUCGUGGAGAGUCUGAAACCGUCUGUGGAGAAACUGGCUGCAGAUCUGAGCACGAUCAAACAGGGUCAGGAUGGAGAGAGGAAACAGCUGACUCAGCUUCGAGACAUGCUGAAGACUUCACUGCAGUCUGAGCAGAAAGAGGACACCCAGGCGAAGCAGAGCGCCGGCUACAGUCUUCAUCAGCUGCAGGGAAACAAGGCCCACGGCACCGAGCGCUCCGGAGUCCUCUACAAGAAGAGCGAAGGGCUGAGGAAGGUGUGGCAGAAGAGGAAGUGCUCAGUAAGGAACGGUUUCCUGACCAUCUGUCACGGCACGGCCAACAGACCUCCAGCCAAACUCAACCUGCUCACCUGUCAGGUGAAGAGGAACCCGGACGAGAAGAAGAGCUUCGACCUGUUCUCGCACGACAGAACCUACCACUUUCAAGCCGAGGACGAGGCCGAGUGUCAGGUCUGGGUGUCAGUGCUGCAGAACAGUAAAGAGGAGGCUCUGAACAAAGCCUUUAAAGGAGACCAGGACGAAGGCGAGAACAACAUCGUCCAGGAGUUAACCAAAGCCAUCGUAGGAGAGGUGAAGAGGAUGAGCGGCAACGAUGGCUGCUGUGACUGUGGAGCCCAAGGCCCCACGUGGCUGUCCACCAACCUUGGUGUGUUGAUCUGCAUCGAGUGUUCAGGGAUCCACAGAGAGAUGGGGGUCCACUACUCCAGGAUCCAGAGUCUGGACCUGGAUGUCCUGGGAACCUCGGAGCUGCUGUUGGCGAAGAACGUCGGCAACGCCAGCUUCAACGAGAUCAUGGAGGCAGAUCUGACGACGCAGAACGUCACCAAACCGGAGCCGAGCAGCGACAUGCAGGUGAGGAAGGACUACAUCACGGCCAAGUACACGGAGAAGCGCUUUGCCCAGCAGCUGUGUCCCGACGCCGCGUCCAGGCUGCAGGCGCUGUACCAGGCCGUCAGGAACCGAGACAUCCUGGCCCUGAUCCAGGUCUACGCUGAGGGCGUGGACCUGAUGGAGUCCAUCCCACAGUCGAGCGAACACGAACCUGGAGAGACGGUGCUCCACCUGGCUGUGCGCAUGGUCGACAGGAACUCGCUCCACAUCGUGGACUUCCUGGCACAGAACAGUGGGAACCUGGACAAGCAGACGAUUAAAGGCAGCACGGCGCUGCACUACUGCUGCCUGACCGACAACAGAGAGUGUCUGAAGCUGCUGCUGAGAGGACGAGCGUCCGUGUCCAUCACAAACGAGGCAGGCGAGACACCGCUGGACAUCGCCAAGCGUCUGCGACACGUAGAGUGCGAAGAGCUGCUGACUCAGGCUCAGACGGGAAAGUUCAAUGUCCACGUUCACGUCGAGUACGAGUGGCGUCUUCAGAACGAGGACUUGGACGAGAGUGAGGACGAGAUGGAGGACAAGCCCAUCCCUAACCGCCGUGACGAGCGUCCUGUCAGCUGCUUCGUGUCAGGCUCCUCCCCCAUGCAGCCCAACAUGGCGGCGUUGGCGCGGGACGCCGCCUCCCUGGCACGGGACAAACAGAGGCCACCGGUCGCCAGCACCAUCAUCAGCAACGAGACCUACGGGACCAUGUUGGACAUCAACCUGCUGCCGACCGGACCGACGCCCCCACUGCCUCCCCGAGGACCACACAGAGGAUCAGGUCAUGGUAAACCUGUCGCCAUGGAAACUGUAGGAAGACAGCGGUCGUCGUCAGACCCGCACAUCCCUCAAACCCCUGAGAGGAACUCAUCCAUGUACGUGCUCCCAGCGGCUCCUCCCCCUCCUCCUCCUCCUCCUCCUCCUCUAGGAAACAGGAAGUCCAUUCUGUCUGAGACCAAAUCCGGGUCAGCCCGGAACACGCCCCUCCCUCCUCUGCCUCCUCCGCCGGCUCUGGGACUCCCCUCUGUCCCCCCAGUCCCAUCACCACCUUCUAUACCAGCACCACCCCACUACAAGGCUCCACCCCUGCCCCCACCUGUCCCCGUCCACCAGAGCAGCAGAACACCAGGACCUCCAGGACCCAAGUCUCCCAAAUCUCCUACGUCACCCAAAUCACCCACUGGAUCAGUGAAACGUCCUCCACAGAGACCUUCAGUGAGGGACAGAGUCUCCUCUCAGUCCAGAUCUCCUCAGAGUCCGAAUCCUCCCACACCCAAACCCAGAACCACCUUCUCUAAGCAGAAGCCUCAGAGAGUGAAGGCCAUCUACAACUGCAAAGCUGAUCAUCCUGACGAGCUGACCUUUGUGGAGGGGGAGGUGAUCGUGGUGGAGGGGGAGGAGGACGGGGAGUGGUGGAUCGGCCACGUUGAAGGAGAGCCGACCAGACGAGGAGUGUUUCCCGUCACUUUUGUCCACUUCAUCACCGAGUGACGGGGACGGCGCCGGCAAGCAGAGUCCACUUCCUGUCCCUGUUGUUGUCGUCGUUGUCUUUGAUCUGAGCAAACAAACAAACAGGAUUCAUUCCUCUUUUAAAUGUCGAGAGCUGACGCAUGUCUCUUCAUUUUAUUUUCUAAUAUUUUGUGUUUUAUUUUUAAUUUUUAGUAAAAAAAAAAUGUUUAAAUAUCUCGGUUUCUACACAACAUUUCAGGAUAAAUUUAUAAAAAUGUGUUUUAGAGUCUGAAAGUGGACAAAAGUAUGUGGACAGCCUGUUAAAGUCUGAUGGUCCAGGUUCAUUUUCAUUUACUCUCAUGUUAUUAUAAUAAACUUUAAUAACGCUG